Messenger RNA from Hevea brasiliensis (rubber tree), 772 nucleotides. Its product is annotated as bifunctional adenosine 5'-phosphosulfate phosphorylase/adenylylsulfatase HINT4. Bases 176 to 604 code for a protein of 142 amino acids. The record is from RefSeq and is a predicted model, not a curated record. NCBI's taxonomy places the organism in Eukaryota, Viridiplantae, Streptophyta, Magnoliopsida, Malpighiales, Euphorbiaceae. Gene Ontology annotation, molecular function: catalytic activity. The transcript is spliced from 6 exons.
CAGAAUCUGUUUCCUAUCAAGGGAAUAGCUUCCUUGUGAAGCAUAAACGACUAAAAACUUCUUUUCUAUAAUUUCCAGAUAGAUGGUAAAUGAAAAUUAAUAAUUAUAUUCAAAGAAACAAUCGAUUCAAUAAGCCAACGAGUGAUUUGGGAGCUUGAUCUUUCAAUUAGGGCAGAUGGCCGGGGCGGUUUCAUCCUGUAUCUUCUGUCAGAUUGUCCACAACUCCACAUCCACCACUCUCCUUCACUCUGAUGACAAGGUUCUCGCAUUUCAAGAUAUCAAACCUGCUGCUUUCAGGCAUUACUUGGUGAUUCCUGUGGAGCACAUUUCAACUGUCAGGAAUCUCCGGAGGAGAGAAGAAGAUUACACUUUGGUAAACCACAUGUUAAAUGUGGGGCAAAUGCUAUUACACCGAGAUGCUCCUCAAUCGAAACAGUACAGAUUUGGUUUUCAUAGGCCUCCAUUGAACAGUGUUAACCAUUUGCACCUCCAUUGUCUGGCAUUACCCUUCAAACCCAGAUGGAAACGUAUAAAAUACCUGUCUUUAGGACCACUUGGGUUUAUUGAAGCUGAGAAGUUGCUAGAGAAGAUAAAGCCCACAUAACCAAUUACUGCUUAGGUGUGGUUCUGUCCUAUUUUCUUUGCUUUAUUCAAUUAAAUGUAAUUGCGAAUGUUGUUUUCAUACUAUUGAUCGUUGUAAAGCAAAGUUAAUAUCUUCCCUUUCCCAGAUAAAUUUCAAAAAUUCUUUAAUAAGCACAUUUUUAUCUGAUUC